GGCCUCUGGGAGGCACCAUCAGACAGGCAGCUGUUAGGGCCGUUACGAGGAGUUACUGGGCAGGAGGCCGUUAGGGCUGCAGUAGGGUGCUGCCAGACAGGUGGCUGCAGGAGCAACUCCAGUGUGAAUGACAGGACGCUUCUACCUCUGGACUCAUUUGCUGGUUGAGCUGCCAAAUAUCAGUGCACAGAUAACAGAGUUACAGGGAUAUGGCAGGCAUGAAGAAAGAAAUCCAGCUUCAGACCACAAUAUGCAACCAAGAUGAGUGGAAUGAAAUGUUGAAGACAAAAGGCGUCGUAGUGAUAGAUGUGUAUCAAGCUUGGUGUGGCCCUUGCAAAGCUGUGGUAAAUUUAUUCUCAAAACUGAAGAAUGAGUUUAGUGAAGAUGAUGUGCUGAAUUUUGCAGUGGCAGAAGCUGACAACAUUGAGACUCUGCAACCAUUUAGGAAUAUAUGUGAACCCAUAUUUCUCUUUUGUGUUGAUGGCAAAAUUAUUGCAAUAGUGAGAGGUGCAAACGCUCCUCUUCUGACUAAGAAAAUAACAGAACUAGUACAAGAAGAGAGGGAAAUCCUUGCCGGAGAGAGGGAACGUCUCAGGUUGGAUGAAAUUGUUUUUGUGGAAGAGAAAUUGUCAGAAGAGUCUAUUGAGGCUACUGAGGAGACUGAACCUGAGGAAGAAGACAUCACAUACUCUGUUGGAAUUAUAAAACCUGAUGAUGUCUCGGAGGGACGUGUAGAAGAAAUUAAAGAAAAGAUUAGAGCCGCGGGCUUUGGCAUUGCAGCAUCAGAAGAGAAAAUGCUGACUGAAGAGCAGAUCAGAGAAUUCUACUCCAAGAAAAGUGAACAGCCCGAUUUUGAUGAUUUUGUUCAAUUCAUGAUGAGCGGACCGUGCCAUAUUCUGAUAAUCACUAAAAAAAAAGAUGCGGAUGCUAUUCCUCUCUGGAAAGAACUAAGUGAAACUGAUGAGACUGAGGCUGAAGAGACAGAUGAGCCGCAAGAAACUGAAGAAAAUGAGAGUAUAUCAAAUAUAUGUGAUGUGCCAGACAGUUUAGAAGAUGCUAGCAGGCAACUUGGCUUCUUUUUCCCAAAUUUUGAUAGAAAGCACACAGAACAAAAAUUUGAAAAGACACUGGCCUUAAUUAGACCUUGUGUCCUAAGGGAAAGACGGGAUUCCAUUUUGCAAAGCAUAAAGGAUGAUGGCUUCGAGGUAGCAAUGCAGAAGGAAAUAACUCUAACUGAAGAACAAGCACGUGAAUUUUAUAAAGAACAUGAAAAUGAAGACUAUUUCCCAGCCUUGUUAGAGCAAAUGACCAGUGGUCCAACGCUUGUACUUGCUCUAACACGACAAAAUGCUGUAUCACACUGGAGAGAUUUAUUAGGCCCAAAGAUUAUUGAAGAGGCAAAGAAGACAAAUCCUAACAGUUUACGCGCAAAGUAUACAGUCGACAACAUAGAUAUUAAUCAGCUGCAUGGCAGUUCUUCAGUUGAUGAUGCUCAAAAGGAACUGGAGUUCUUCUUCCCUCAGGAGCAAACUUUUGCAUUGAUCAAACCUGAUGCUGCUAAAAAUCACAAAGAUGAAAUUAUGCAAAAAGUUAAAGAUGCCGGAUUUACUAUCUCAAAAAUUAAAGAAGCACCUUUAACCCGUGAAAUGGCUGCAGAGUUUUAUAAGGAUCACAAAGGAAAACCCUUUUUCGAUGACCUAGUGUCAUGUAUGACUGAUGGCCCAUCGGUGGUUAUGGUCUUAACAAAGGAAAAUGCUGUCGAAGAAUGGAGGAAACUAAUGGGUCCAACAGAUCCAGAAGAGGCAAAAGAGAACUGUCCUGAAUCAAUUCGAGCUCAGUUUGCACAAAAUAUUUUGUCUAAUGCUGUUCAUGGAUCAUCUAAUAGAGAACAUGCACUGGAAAGCAUUGAGUAUGUUUUUGGUGAGCUUGGUAUUUAGAAAUUUAUGGUCAAGUCAUUAGAAAUAUUUGUCUACCAAGCCACCUAUAUUUAACCUUAUAUGUCUGUACACAUACCUAUUUUCCUCCACGUUCCAUCCAUUUUUUGUUAUGAGCCAGUUUCUAUGUGACAAAGAAUAUCUGUGUAACAAGUAAUAAGUACUAGAAAAUUGAUGUUAGUAGUGAUUUAUUCGUGUAUGCUUAAUAUAUAGUUUUUAUUUGUUUGUUCGUUUGUUUUUAUCACUUAACAAAUGCAUGCUUUUCAAAUAG
Coturnix japonica (Japanese quail) is the source of this 2205-nucleotide messenger RNA. RefSeq names its product thioredoxin domain-containing protein 6. Gene Ontology annotation, molecular function: nucleoside diphosphate kinase activity. Gene Ontology annotation, biological process: GTP biosynthetic process; UTP biosynthetic process; CTP biosynthetic process. The record is from RefSeq and is a predicted model, not a curated record. Lineage: Eukaryota; Metazoa; Chordata; Aves; Galliformes; Phasianidae.